This is a messenger RNA of Camelus dromedarius (Arabian camel), 7559 nucleotides long. RefSeq names its product phosphatidylinositol specific phospholipase C X domain containing 2 (gene PLCXD2). The transcript is spliced from 4 exons. Bases 521 to 1546 code for a protein of 341 amino acids. Gene Ontology annotation, molecular function: phosphoric diester hydrolase activity. Gene Ontology annotation, biological process: lipid metabolic process. Lineage: Eukaryota; Metazoa; Chordata; Mammalia; Artiodactyla; Camelidae. The record is from RefSeq and is a predicted model, not a curated record.
GCCACAGGGCCGGGGGAACCUGGGCUGAGGAGCCGGGGGAGGGAUAGCAGGCAGGCCCGGCGUAUGUGCCAGCCCAGAGACACACACAGAAGUGUGAAUCGGGCUGAGGAUGCUGCGUCCGGGCGCUCACAUGUGUAUAGACCCACCGGCGUGUCCAUAUGCCGUGUGGGCACCUGUCGUGUGAGUGGCUCCGGGCGUGGCUGCUUGUAGGACGUUCAGUUUCUGUAAGAUUUAACUCGAGGAGCCCACCUUCCCCCGGCCCCAGAGGGGGAACCUAAGAAGUUUAACGGAGCCGGGGCUGAGCAGAUUAAGGGAGUGGAAGAGCAGCUGGGCCGGAGAGGGUAGGGACUGCGGGUGCCGGGGGCCAGGGAACCUAUUUGCCCCGUCUACCCAGCGGAACGGCCUUUUGGCAAGACUGGCGUGACAAAGGUGGCUCUGAAAUGCUUGAGAGCCCGGGGCAAUGAUGAUCGCUGAGUGAGUGGCGCUGGGCUGAGCCUGGGCAGUUGACUGACAGAGAGGGAUGCUAGCUAUUAGGAAGGUAAGGAGGAAACUCAGGAUGGGGACCAUCUGCUCCCCCAACCCCAGCGGGACAAAGACAUCAUUGGAGGUCUGCAAUGCCGACUGGAUGGCCUCGCUCCCUACUCACCUCCACAACGUCCCCCUUUCCCAUCUGGCAAUCCCAGGCUCCCAUGAUUCCUUCAGCUACUGGGUAGAUGAAAAGUCCCCCGUGGGGCCCGACCAAACCCCUGCCGUCAAACGCCUCGCCAGGAUCUCCUUGGUGAAGAAGCUCAUGAAGAAGUGGUCUGUGACUCAGAACCUGAGCUUCCGAGAACAGCUGGAAGCUGGGAUCCGCUACUUCGACCUGCGUGUGUCUUCCAAGCCGGGGGAUGCCGACCAGGAAAUCUACUUCAUUCAUGGGCUUUUUGGCAUCAGGGUCUGGGAUGGGCUGAUGGAGAUUGACUCGUUCCUCAUGCAGCACCCCCGAGAGAUUGUCUUCCUGGAUUUCAACCACUUCUACGCCAUGGAUGAGGCCCAUCACAAACGCCUGAUUCUCCGGAUCCAGGAGGCCUUUGGGAACAAGCUGUGCUCAGCCUGCAGUGUGGAGAAUAUGAAGCUGCAGACGCUGUGGGAGAAGAAGUGCCAGGUUCUCAUUUUCUAUCACUGUCCCUUCUACAAGCAAUACCCCUUCCUGUGGCCUGGAAAGAAGAUCCCAGCGCCCUGGGCCAACACCACCAGCGUAAGCAAACUCAUCCUCUUCUUGGAGACCACGCUGAGCGAGCGCGCCCCCCGCGGCUCCUUCCACGUCUCGCAAGCAAUCCUCACGCCCAGGGUGAAGACCAUCGCGCGAGGCCUGGUUGGUGGCCUCAAGAACACUCUGGUCCAUAGGAAUCUUCCUGCCAUCCUUGACUGGGUGAAAACUCAGAAGCCUGGAGCCACGGGCGUCAACAUCAUCACGUCUGACUUUGUGGACCUGGUGGACUUUGCCACGACUGUCAUUGAGUUGAAUGACCUCCUCCAGGAGGACAGAGCUUUGGCUAAAUGCUGACUUAAUUUUUUAAUUUAACUUAAUAUUGAGUUUGUUGAUCUUGGCUAGAGGUCUGAAGGGUUUCCUGUUAGGAUGGCCCCUGGGCAGUGAAGUCAGUGAGAGGAGGGCACAUUUAUUUGUCCCUCCUCAGAGGGCCAUUUGGAUAAAAUUACAGAGCUUUUCAUUGCAUUUUUCCCAAAUGAGACUUUUUCAAAACUUAAGUCCAAGGGAAGAAAGCCUGUUUCAUGUGCUGAAGGUCAGGAUCUCCCCAACGUCAUAUGAUGUUGAAUGUAAUAUGGGAACGGGGUCUCCGAGUUCCGUUGGGGCAUCGAGUGACCCCUCGUUGGCCCAGUUCCCCAUUGUCUUCCAGGAUGUUGUGUUUGAGCCAGAGAGAAGGUUGAAGCAGAAGGGGAUUCCUGGUCAAAAGAAUGGCUCGUGGCAGGGGUGGACUGCCCUGGGGGGGUGGCUCUACCUCCAACCUGGGGCUCUGAGCAGGGAAGGGACCAAGCACUAGUUCUCUCUAGGCGUGCGGGUUGUCACCACUUCUCGGAGAGAGUGAGACGUAUUUAUCACCAAGGUAUUUCAGCCACAAGCUUGUUCUUGCAGGGCUUGUGCUUGGGAGCUGGUCGCCUUCUUUCUUUAGAUGAACAGUGUAUACUGUCCUCGGUAUCAGGAAUGCAUUUCCUAGUUUUAAAACAUUGAUUCCUCUCUAUUUCUUUUGGCCCCUUCUUUAAAGUGAAAGAAACAAUGAUAGCACAUCGUUUCAAGGAGGGGCCCAACAAGAGAUAGACGUGCAUGGCUGUUGCAUGCCAGCUUUCUUUGAUUUAAUUCUGUAGCUUUUCCCCAGAUGGCUGCCAGGCCAGCGCCUGCUUCAUUUUGGCAAAGUCCUCUUUGGAGUGGGAACUUCAAGCCGGAUCUUGGAACUGCAUCUCGUUGUUGUCUGCCUGGGACUCGGGUCUGCCCUGUGGGACACAACCCUAAUGGAAGGCACCUUGUCCCUGACAGCGGGGAGGCAGACACAGGAUGCAGGGGAAAGUGCAAUGGGUUUAAGGAGGAAGCUCCAAGUGGGCUGGGAGCCAUGCUGUAACUCCUUGAAAACAAGACUACCUCGGGGAUCUUUAGGCUGACUGUGUGUCAUCAAGUGAGAAAUACCCAGUGUGGGAGUAUUUCCAGUUCAUGUCUUGACUGUUCUACUUUCUGCAGGUUGUUUUGAGCCUACUAAUCACCACUGCAGAAGGGCUUUGAAACUCAAGAGGGGAUUUUUUUUAUCUAUUAUUGAUAAGAGGUGCUUAUCUAUAAAAAGCCCUCUUGUGUUUUGUCUUAUUUAUUUAUUUAUUCAUUCAUUUAUUUAUAGAUUAAGUAUCUUCCAUGCUUCUUACUUCAAGAGCACUCACAAGGGAGCUCCCUCACCCAGGCCAGAUGCCGCCCCGGUCCUCCCGCCUCAACAGGACCACGCGUCUCAGGACCGGGAGAGACCUCUGCCUCGCUGUGGGUGCUGCAGACUUCCUCGCUCCCCCGGCCAUGCCGGGGACAGUGUGCACGUGGGGAGGGGGGGGGGUCCAGAUCUGAGAGGCCGCGGCCAAGCCAUGCACUGUAACAGAAGACCGAAUGGGUCAUGAAGGGCUCUCAGGUCCCAAGGUAAACCCUCUGGAAGAGGGUUGAAAGGAAAGGCGCUAGAAAGAAAACUGGGCAUUGUGAGUGUGUGCACUUUGAUGUGCCUCAGAACUCUCUGAGAACCCCGAAGCCGGUGUCAGCUUCUGGAUUCUUAAGGAGGAAAGAGAACAUGGGACCCAAAUGGAUGUGUGCAUUCGUACAGACGGUUGGACCAUCCCCCCAGUCGCUUCCCACUCCUGUUCUCUGCCACUCCGUAGCUGGAUUUUGCAUGUUGCCUGCAGUGGGGGAUGUCUUAGCCGAGCUGCUAGGAGCACAGGCACACCCCCCUGCUGGGUCUGCCAGCCUUUGCUUUGCUUAAAGUAAUUUAAGCCCCAACCUUUAGCUGCCGCACCUUGAGGUCACAGCAAAAACGACUCUGGGGAGAUCUGGUUUGAUUCUUCCUUUCCUUAUAUUUGAAUCCCUCUCCAGAGAAGUUUCUGGGAUUCCACUGUCAAAUUUGUAGGGUCUUCUCUGCAAAGGAGUGAGAACGUGAGUGCCCUCACUUUCUUAAUUUUCCUUCAAUUCUGAUAUUAAACUCCAGUGACGAGCUCUGAACUUCCCUGGCUGACCCUCAGGGUUUUCUUUGUCAUUUCCUUUUGGUCUUGAUUUUGGUCAAUUGCUAAGGACUAGACCAUUUCCCCUCUGUUAACCCUUUGUUACUUGGCAAAGAGAUAAGGAGGCAAGAGGAGAAUUCUUCUGCUCUGUUUUAUUGGAGCCUCAGCUUUGUCCAGGUGCUUGCUUGGUGCUAUGGCCAGGUGUAUUGACAGGUAUCCACAAAGGAUGCCAGUGACACCCAAGGGCUGCUGACUGUUCAGUGAAAUGUUUACUUGAUUUUCUCCUUUAGUUUUAAUAUAUGUAGUUGCCCUUCACUUGGGUUGUAACAUUUAAGCGUGCACGGUAAGAGGAAAGUCGCCAAGCACAGGCAACGGUACCAAGGUCACACGCGUGGAGCCCUGCUCUGCGUGGAAGAUGCCAGCACUCACUCCUUCGUGCUGCGUUAGGAUGCCAGCCUGGUUUGCCUCUGGAAGUUCUGUGCAGGAGUUCUGGGAGAUAGGAGGAUUCUUUGCAGUUCACCCUUGAGAAACACCCUUGAAUUGGCGGACUCUCUGCCCCAAGACCGAGUUGCUUCACAUAUUGUAAAGGAUGUGUGUGUGUUCUGCUCCUUGACCUCAGGCCAAGCAGGAGACUCGGUGAUGGGACAGAAGGAAAAUAAACUUUAGGUCUAUGACUCAUUCUGCAACUGCCAACAAUAAAAAUGGUGACCUAACUACAUCACUUACUCUCGCAAGUUCUGGAACCUUUCAGAUCAAACAGGGCUAUCAUAUUUGCUCAGAAUUAACUUCAAGAUCAGCUAAAAAGCAACUUAUUGAGCCAAAGAGGACUUCAGUUUCACAGGAUUUGGGGCUGCGUUUAUUCUGAAACGUAGACUGAAUUUUGCAUGGGCUCCCUGGACCGCUUCCCACGUGGCCACACUCCCAUGGCUUUGUGGCCAAGGGGACAAUCACAAGUUGCAGUUGGAGUAGAGCAGUGUUUAAAGCCUUGAACUCUGAGCCUAUUAGAAGUACCACUGUGGUUUUGUGGGUACAGAAAAUAUUCUUAGCUUUAGAGAGAAAGGUCAAGAUGGAAUUGAUGGAAGGGAAUGACACAUUAUUGGCGAUUAAAUUUUAAAUUAAUGGUGGAUCUAAGAGGGUUAUGCCAAAAAAUAUUACAUAUUUGCUGUAUUAGACACUUUAGUAAUUAAGUUUAAUUAUUUUCCUUAGCAGGGAGUCCAGACUCCUGAGUUCUUGAGAAUAGUUAAGCCACAGUCCAAACCCAGUAUUUUAUAUAAACUUAAAGAAAAGCACAAGAUCUGAGCCCAGUUAAUGAUCACUCUUAAGAAGCCUGCUUAUUCUAGCAUGACCUUAUAUACACAUCAGAAAGUUGAUCUUUCUGAGGGGAGGGUCAUAGCUGAGGGGUAGGGCGCAAGCUUAGCAUGCAUGAGGUCCUAGGUUCAAUCCCUGGCACCUCCAACUGAAAAAAGAGUUGAUCUUUCUGCUCAAGAAAAUGCAGUGCAACAGUCUAGAGUUAAAUGCAGUUCUGAGGUGUGUCAGGACCUCCUACUUCUGUCUUUCUGAAUCUUACCGUAAGAAAAUGCUUCCCACAGAGACAUUAUUACAGCCCAGCUAGGAAGGUUAGCACAAAACUGAAGGUGGGGAAACAGAGGAGGUUAAGACUGAGAUUAAACUGCUGCUUUUCCUGGGAAGCAAAAGCACUACACAAAUCCAGGCCAUCUUACAGAGAUAGUUCAUGCCACAGCUCAAGUGUUUGUAACGUUCUUUAUUGGGUGGUUACAGGUGUUUAGUGUUAGGUUCUGGGAAACAGAACGGGCUAAUGAUCCGGGCACAACCACGAGCCUCCCCUCCCUUGGCUGAGCAAAGAGCCAACCUGUGUGAAUCUGCCUUGGUUCUUCCAUCCGGACUGUGUUUGACAAACCACAGUUGACUAGCUCCCCAAAAUAUCAGGUUCCUAAUAAUUCGGUUAAAUGCCUGUGCUCAGGGAGUGUACGGUCGUGGCCUCUUCCUUGUGUGGCAUGUGGGGAGAGACGCUACCUGGGCUCAUUUCUCAUGUGUGACUUAGGGUGACAGGCCUUGUCCAUCUGUGGCACCUUUAGUGAUCGGUCAGAUGAGAUGAGUAGGGCUGAGAGAAAUAUCUGACCUAGCGAGGCGGCCCUUCCCAAAUAAUCACAUGAUACCAAAAGGAAAUGAGUAGAAAUUGAUAAAAUGUCCAAACUGACGGGAAGUUUAUUUUGUACAGAACCUGGCUGUCCACUAAAUUCCACUACCGUCCCUGCACAUCUUGGUCCUCUGCCUCAGUUUGCUUCCUAGUGUCUGCCACCAGGGCUCCGUCACUCACGCAUGUUGCCUUGGGACACACAGGAGUGAACUGAUUGGGUGAUAAGUGGUUUAGCUGGAAACUUUACCCUUAAUUCCAAAUGAUACUGAACAGCUCUUUACUGCUCUGAGAGAUCCACUAUCUCUUAUCCUCCAGCUUCCCCAGCUUCCUACUAGAAAUAGUGCCACUGACGGCAUCAUAUCCCUGAAUCGGCCCUAAACCUGAACAGUAUAGUACAAAUGCUGUCAAUGAUAAAUUAGCACAAUGUCAGACACUGUAAAAAUACUCUGACUCUUCUAUCCUGCAGUGGAUAUAGUGUUCCAGUCUUUGCUCCAGCAAAACUUAUUCUUAGGGCUUUUCAAACUUGUUUCUAAGCUGCAUAGUUUUGAUAAAAUAUCUCCCUUCUCAUCACUGGGAACUGAGUCCCACAUUCUACUGAGGCCCCCAUCCGUGUCUAGAGGCAUUUUCUGUCUAUUUCCCUCUCUUCUUCUUCCUAGGAUACCCCUUCCUCCUCGUGUCUCCUGGCCAUCCUCUGACAUCUGCUGAUUACUGUUAACCACAGGAUGCUGACAAAACUUAACAGUAAAAAAGCACAUACAGUCAAUGAUGUGCGGGUACACUCUUAUCACAGUGGUUUUUAUAUCUCAUUCCCCUCGAAUGCAUCAUCCUGCACCCCCACUCCCACCCCCACCCCCGUCACUAGAACUAUACUUGAUUGGAGCCCAGAACUGGGGGGCCAGUACUUCAUUCACAAGCUCUGAGCCCAAUGAGAAGCACAGCACUUUGAAAAGUCAAGUAGGCCUUCAGUAGCUUUGUACAUUUGCAGUAUUACAUCUGUUACUAGUUUGUAGCACUAAUAACACUUCAGUCAUAAAUCUAUAUUAUCAAUAAGAUAAAUCUUAGAACGUGUUCUACAAACAGUGGUACCUUGCUGCUAUUAUACUUACUAUAAUAUUGGUAAGUAUUACAUACAGAUUGUGUAUGCAUUGCUUGUUUGUGUGUAUGCCAACCGUAAUACUUAAGCUCACUGAUCAGCAACUAGAAAAUACAGAGAUCGUCAUAGUGAAAACAGGUCUUGGUCAAUUCAGAUGAUAAUGUGAAUCUGGUAAAUGCUCCAUUAGAUAUUAUAUUUUGUCCUCUAUGCUUGUUUUAUAUGAAAAUGCAUGCUGUUUUCUAAGUAAAAAACAAUAAUUAUACCAGUUUUAAGAUUAGAAUGAAAUUUUUGCAUGUGGUAUUUGACACUCGGAACUGUAUUUUGUGGUGUAAUUAUCUUAUUCAUAUGCAUUUCACAUGGCUUUUUUUUUUUUCUCGUAGGAAAUAAUUGUUCAAAUAUCUCUUCUUCUUUCUUGUAACCUGGAUGUAACUGCUUAAUUCAAGCUACAACAUUGUAAAGCCAGAUUACCUCAUUUUAACUGUGAAAAAAGCUCAGUAGAUAUGAUGACAUGAUGUCUUUUCUUGUAUUGGAUUUGAACUACCUAAAUAGGCUUAAACCUAAUAAUAAAUAUAAGAC